CGGGGGGCGGGCCGCGCCGGGCGGAGCCGGGGUCCUGGCCGCAGCCGGACUCGGAGCCCGAGGCAGCGAUCGGCGUGCCGGCAGCCGAGGCCCCGGCGCGCUCCGGGGGCGCGGCGAGGCCGAGGGGGCGGGCGCCGGGCGGAGCCGGAGCCGGAGCCGUGGUGCCUGGAGGCGAUCGGGCCGCUCUCUCAGAGCUCAGAGCAGCGGAGAGGCUGUGCGGCGGGGGUCGGGUCCAGAGCGCAGUCCCCAGGCUGAGGUGUGCCGAGAGGAUCCGCAGCUCGAACGGCCGGAGGCGCACCGGGACCCUCCCCAGGGACGCCGAGGCCGGGCGGGCCCCGGCCAUGCGCGCCGCUCGCUGAGGCCGAGGGAGGCCGCGAUGGAGGCGCCGGCGGGCGAGCCCCCGGCGCGGGGCUGCGUUCCCCCGCCCGCGCCGGUCCUGGAGAGGAAGAAGAGCCACCGCGCGCCGUCGCCGGCCCGGCCCAAGGACGUGGCCGGCUGGUCGUUAGCCAAGGGCCGCCGCGGCCCAGGCCCGGGCGCCGCUGCCGCCUGUAGCGCCGCAUCCUCAGCGCGGCCCGACAAGAAGGGGCGCGCAGUGGCGCCAGGGGCGAGAGGCGCGGGGGCGCGGGUGGCCGGGGUCCGCACCGGGGUCCGCGCCAAGGGCCGCCCGCGUCCGGGUACCGGGCCGCGACCUCCGCCUCCGCCUCCCAGUCUCACCGACAGCAGCUCCGAGGUGUCCGACUGCGCGUCGGAGGAGGCGCGCCUGCUGGGCCUGGAGCUGGCGCUGAGCAGCGACGCCGAGUCGGCGGCCGGGGGUCCGGCGGGGGCCCGCGCCGGGCAACCUCAGCCCGCGCCAUCCGCGCACCAGCCUCCGCGGCCACCCGCUUCCCCCGAUGAGCCAUCGAUGGCCGCGUCGUCGGUGGGCAGCAGCCGUCUGCCUCUCAGUGCCUCGCUCGCCUUCUCUGACCUCACGGAGGAGAUGCUGGACUGCGGGCCCGGCGGCUUCGUGCGUGAGCUGGAGGAGCUGCGCUCCGAGAACGACUAUCUCAAGGAUGAGAUUGAGGAGCUGCGGGCUGAGAUGCUGGAGAUGCGGGACGUCUACAUGGAGGAAGAUGUGUACCAGCUGCAGGAGCUGCGGCAGCAGCUGGACCAGGCCAGCAAGACCUGCCGCAUCCUGCAGUACAGGCUGCGCAAAGCUGAGCGCCGCAGCCUGCGCGCCGCCCAGACUGGCCAGGUGGACGGGGAGCUCAUCCGAGGUCUGGAGCAGGAUGUCAAGGUCUCUAAGGACAUCUCUAUGCGGCUGCACAAGGAGCUCGAGGUGGUGGAGAAGAAGCGAGCACGACUGGAGGAGGAGAACGAGGAGCUCCGGCAGCGGCUCAUCGAGACCGAGCUGGCCAAGCAAGUGCUGCAGACGGAGCUGGAGCGACCAAGAGAGCAUUCCUUGAAGAAAAGAGGAACCCGCUCCCUGGGGAAGACAGACAAGAAGCCUUCAGCUCAGGAGGACAGCGCAGAUCUGAAGUGUCAGCUGCACUUUGCCAAGGAGGAGUCGGCCCUCAUGUGCAAGAAGCUCACCAAGCUGGCCAAGGAGAACGACAGCAUGAAGGAGGAGCUGCUCAAGUACCGCUCCCUCUACGGGGACCUGGACGCUGCCCUGUCCGCCGAGGAGCUGGCUGAUGCUCCACACUCACGGGAGACCGAGUUGAAGGUGCACCUGAAGCUGGUGGAGGAGGAGGCCAACCUGCUGAGCCGCCGCAUCGUGGAGCUGGAGGUGGAGAACCGGGGCCUGCGGGCAGAGAUGGACGACAUGAAGGAUCACGGUGGUGGCUGUGGGGGGCCCGAGGCUCGGCUGGCCUUCUCUGCACUGGGUGGCAGCGAGUGUGGGGAGAGCCUGGCAGAACUGCGGCGACAUCUGCAGUUCGUGGAGGAGGAGGCGGAGCUGCUGCGGCGCUCCUCCGCGGAGCUCGAGGACCAGAACAAGCUGCUGCUGAGCGAGCUGGCCAAGUACCGCUCGGAGCACGAGCUGGACGUGACGCUGUCGGAGGACAGCUGCUCGGUGCUCAGCGAGCCCUCGCAGGAGGAGCUGGCGGCCGCCAAGCUGCAGAUCGGCGAGCUCAGCGGCAAGGUCAAGAAGCUGCAGUACGAGAACCGCGUGCUGCUUUCCAACCUCCAGCGCUGUGAUCUCGCUUCCUGCCAGAGCACGCGGCCAAUGCUGGAGACGGACGCCGAGGCUGGGGACUCUGCCCAGUGUGUGCCCGCUCCCCUCGGCGAGGCGCACGAGCCCCACGCGGCCCGACUCUGCAGAGCCCGGGAGGCCGAGGCGCUGCCUGGGCUGAGGGAGCAGGCGGUCCUGGUCAGCAAAGCCAUUGACGUACUGGUGGCCGAUGCCAAUGGCUUCUCCGCGGGCCUUCGGCUCUGUCUGGACAAUGAAUGUGCUGACUUCAGGCUGCACGAGGCCCCUGAUAACAGUGAGGGCCCCAGGGACGCCAAGCUCAUGCACGCCCUCCUGGUGCGGCUGAGCGUGCUGCAUCAGGAGCUCAACGCCUUCACGCGGAAGGCGGACGCGGUCCUCGGUGGCUCUGCCAAGGAACAGCCAGAGCCCUUCUCUGCGCUGCCCGCCUUGGGCUCCCAGGGGCCCUCCAAGGAGAUCAUUCUGGCCAAGGACCUUGCCUCUGACUUUCAGCCGUCUGACUUCAGGGACCUGCCAGAAUGGGAGCCCAGGAUCCGAGAGACCUUCCGCACUGGCGACUUGGACUCCAAAUCUGACCCUAGUCGGAGCUUCAGGCCUUAUCGAGCUGAAGACAAUGAUUCCUAUGCCUCCGAGAUCAAGGAGCUGCAGCUGGUGCUGGCCGAGGCCCAUGACAGCCUCCGGGGUUUGCAGGAACAGCUCUCCCAGGAGCGGCAGCUACGGAAGGAGGAGGCUGACAACUUCAACCAGAAAAUGGUCCAGCUGAAGGAGGACCAGCAGAGGGCGCUGCUCAGGCGGGAGUUCGAGCUGCAGAGUCUGAGCCUCCAGAGGCGGCUGGAGCAGAAAUUCUGGAGCCAGGAGAAGAACAUGCUGGUGCAGGAGUCCCAGCAGUUCAAGCACAACUUCCUGCUGCUCUUCAUGAAGCUCAGGUGGUUCCUGAAGCGCUGGCGGCAGGGCAAGGUCUUGCCUAGCGAGGGGGAUGACUUCCUGGAGGUGAACAGCAUGAAGGAGCUGUACCUGCUGGUGGAGGAAGAGGAGAUAAGCGCCCAGCAUUCUGACAACAAGGCCUGUACGGGAGACGGCUGGACCCAGAACACGCCCAAUGAGUACAUCAAGACCCUGGCGGACAUGAAGGUGACGCUGAAGGAGCUGUGCUGGCUGCUUCGUGAGGAGCGCCGAGGUCUCACUGAGCUUCAGCAGCAGUUUGCCAAGGCCAAGGCCACCUGGGAGACAGAGCGGGCGGAGCUCAAGGGCCACGCCACCCAGAUGGAGCUGAAGGCCGGGAAGGGUCCCGGCGAGCGGGCAGGGCCCGAGUGGAAGGCGGCCCUGCAGAGGGAGCGUGAAGAGCAGCAGCACCUCCUGGCCGAGUCCUACAGCGCGGUCAUGGAGUUGACGCGGCAACUGCAAAUCAGCGAGCGCAACUGGAGCCAAGAGAAGCUGCAGCUAGUGGAGCGGCUGCAGGGUGAGAAGCAGCAGGUGGAGCAGCAGGUGAAGGAGCUGCAGAACCGCCUGAGUCAGCUGCAGAAGGCUGCUGACCCCUGGGUCCUGAAGCACUCAGACCUGGAGAAGCAGGACAACAGCUGGAAAGAGACGCGCAGUGAGAAGAUGCAUGACAAGGAGGCGGUAUCUGAAGCUGAGCUUGGGGGAACCGGCUUAAAGAGGACCAAAUCUGUUUCCUCCAUGUCUGAGUUUGAAAGUUUGCUUGACUGCUCCCCCUACCUUGCUGGCGGAGAUGCCCGGGGCAAGAAACUGCCCAACAACCCUGCCUUUACCUUUGUGAGUACUGAGCCGGUGGAUCCAGAGAAAGAUACCAAGGAAAAGGCAGGGCUAACGCCCCAGGACUCCAAUCGUCUGGGUGCACUGGCCUGCCAGGACCCUGCAGGGAGGCACAUGCAGCGCAGCUACACUGCUCCGGACAAGACCGGCAUCCGAGUCUACUACAGUCCCCCGGUGGCCCGGCGCCUGGGGGUCCCUGUGGUCCAUGACAAGGAGGGCAAAAUUCUCAUUGAGCCCGGCUUCCUCUUUACCACAGCCAAGCCCAAAGAAUCAGCCGAGGCCGACGGGCUGGCUGAGAGCUCCUACAGCCGGUGGCUGUGCAACUUCUCCCGGCAGCGCCUGGAUGUGGGGUCGGGGGGCAGCCCCUCACCAGCCGGACCGGCCUUCCCUGCGGCCCUGCAUGACUUUGAGAUGUCAGGCAACAUGAGCGAUGACAUGAAGGAGAUCACCAACUGCGUGCGGCAGGCCAUGCGCUCAGGCUCGCUGGAGAGGAAAGUCAAAAGCACAUCCAGCCAGACGGUGGGCCUGGCCAGCGUGGGCACACAGACCAUCCGCAUGGUCAGCGUGGGCCUGCAAACGGACCCGCCCCGCAGCAGCCUCCACAGCAAGAGCUGGUCACCCCGUAGCUCCUCACUUGUGUCGGUGCGCAGCAAGCAGAUCUCCUCCUCCCUGGACAAGGUCCAUUCCCGCAUCGAGCGGCCCUGCUGCUCGCCCAAGUAUGGCUCGCCAAAGCUCCAGAGGCGCUCGGUGUCCAAGCUGGACAGCACCAAGGACCGCAGCCUCUGGAACCUGCACCAGGGCAAGCAGAACGGCUCAGCCUGGGCUCGCUCCACCACCACACGGGACAGCCCGGUGCUGAGGAACAUCAACGAUGGGCUGUCCAGCCUCUUCAGUGUGGUGGAGCACUCAGGGAGCACAGAAUCCGUCUGGAAACUGGGCAUGUCCGAGACCCGGGCCAAGCCCGAGGCACCCAAGUAUGGCAUCGUGCAGGAGUUCUUCCGCAACGUGUGUGGCCGGGCACCCAGCCCCACGGCGACUGCGGGAGAGGAAGGCGCCAAGAAGCCUGAGCCCCUCUCCCCCGCCAGUUACCAUCAGCCAGAGGGCGUGGCCAGGAUCCUGAGCAAGAAGGUGGCCAAGUCAGGCAGUGGCGAGGAGGCCAGAGCCUCGAUGCUUCCCCAGGUGGGGAAGGACGGUGUGCCCCGAGAGGGAGACGGCACCUCCGUUCUUCCCAGUGAGGACGCUGUGUGUGACUGCAGUGCCCAGUCUCUUGCCUCCUGCUUUGCCAGGCCAUCCCGCUCUGCCAUCCGACACUCUCCUUCCAAGUGCCGGCUGCAUCCCUCUGAGUCUGGCUGGGGUGUGGAGGAAAGGGUGGCCCCUGCCAGUGAGUGACAGAGCAGCCCGGCUCCCUGCCUCAACCAACCCAGUUCCUGGUGGGAGGUGGAGAGGAGGCAAGGGGCCAGGCCCCAGCAUCACCAUGCCCUAGAGGGAAAGCAGCUGUACCACUGCCAGAGAAGAGCUUCACAUCAAGGUAAAGCUGGUCUCCUGCUGACCGCUGGGUGGUGAUCUCUGACUCCCAAGGGGAGGCACUGAGAGGGAGAUAGACCAAAACUGGGCCUUGGAAGCAUCCACAGAGAGCUCUGUUGGGACCAAUCCCUGAGUCCUAAAGGGGACCCUCGCCUGCUUCCACCCAUACUCACUUCUCGGAAGAGCCCAGGAAGAGAUGCACUUGUAGUCAUGCUUCAUGGAAAGGGACGCACAGAGAUGUUCCCUGCUGACCACGUACCCCUUCACUGGGGAGGAGACACCACCGAGAAAAUGGGCUUUGCUCUAGGGCCCAACUUGGGUUCCUGGCAGAGCUGGGCUAGCCACCAUCCCCUCCUCUCGGCCCUGCUGCUCUGGAUCGCUGGAACUCUAGGGGGUAUGAUAGGGCAGUAACCAGGGCCAAGAAUCCGCUUGGAGUCCUGGAGCCUUGGAUCUCCGCUCAUACCCAGAGCAGUGAGAACUGGGAGACAGUGGGAAUGAGUAGGGUUUAGGUCGGGGCCAUUGGCAUUUCCUCCCUGUCAAAGUGCUGGGGGCAGGGGGAGCCUUCCCAGGAGACCCUGUGGAGACAGAAAUAGGUAGUCAGUCUUAAGAACUGGUGCAUAAAUAAAUGCCUACAUGCCCACGCCUUGACCUGGGGCCUCUUCCCCCAGCGCCCUGGAGGAGACCGCGUCUCCUCUGUGUUUACAUCCUGCAGCUGGAGUUGGGCAAGGAUAUUCCCAAUAGGAGACUCCCAGGUGGUCACAUCAGGCCAAGGAGAAUUCUAAGGCCAGAGUCCCUGGACAUCGCAGUAGACUGGAGCCCAGUAACAACACAUUUCUUGCCUAGAUUGUUUAUUUGAAUUUUUCAUACUAUAAAUAUUUAAGGUGGUUUACUUUAUUUUAAUAAUUUAAUUUACCCCAAAGUCCUUAAGGUAAUUUAUUGGAUUGAGACAUGUGUUCUUGCCACUGGGACAAUGUGGGACUCACAACACCAUGGACAGGCCUGGGGUCCCCAGUGUGGACCAGGUGGCUCAGCAACCAUGCUCUGGUCUCCUGGCCAGUUUAGAAGGGCCCCUCACCAGACCUGGCGCCCUGCAGCUUGCUCCCCCAACACCGCUGACCCUCCAGCCCAGAGCACUACUUCCAGCACCUGGUACUUGCCCAGCACCCCUGGAGGGCAGUCUAAAUGCUCCGGAUAGGGUGGGGGGCCAGACCGUGACACCGCUCCCCAUUCUCCAUUUCCCGUCUCAUUUUCCUCUCUUCUCUGAAACCUUCUGUAAUGAGUCAAACCUGGAUCACUACAGCUCUAUCAAGAGCACCCAGAUCCCUCCAAGUUCCCCAAGUGAGAACUCGCAGGAAAACAGGAUGGACUUCGAGAAUGUUGUUUACUGCAGCUUUGCACAUGGAUCUGAGAGUGUCUACCAGCCUGCCUCAGUUCUCACCAACCUGCCGGCCUUUUCACCAGCCUGUCUCCUCAGCCUUACGGCCUCUCGCGGCUCUUCUGCCAGCACCGGCCCCACUGCCUGCCCUCUCCCACGCCCGCGGCAGCCGCUCCCGCCGUCAGAUGGACUGACUGUGGCUCACUGCAGUACCGUGAGGAAGGCCUCAUGCGGCCUCUCCCUUGGUGCCAGUGAACCCAUUUUGGUUGUGCACUUGCCUGCCCACUACACACACAGAUGUACAGCCCACUGUCACUGACUGGGGACCCAGAGUUACAUCACAGGACGGAUUGGCUUGUCCACACAAUUCCCCAUCGGGAAAGCCAAGAGCGUUGCAAGUUCACCCCCCAGACUCAGCAGAUGCCUCUGUACUUCCUCCUGCCAGUAAUCACCCUUUCAGGGUCGUCUGGACCCCUCAGCCGGUGUCCUUCAUCCCCAUUCCCCAAUGGCAGCACGUCGGGGGCACGCCAGUCCUACCAGCUGCUUCCUCGUGCCCUAGUGACUUGUGUGGGCACAGCUGGCAGGCCAGUGGAACCGUGGGCCUUUUCUCCUCUGAGAUGCUGACAUCCCACUCAAGAGGUCAGGAGGCCCCGCUAAGGCUAUCUGUAGCGAGAGGAUUCACACCAGGCCACAAGCCACCAGAGGCCUUUUGCCACCUCCCCGAGCUAAAGAGGGCUAGGGGGGCUGCACUCUCACCCUUGGGGAGAAACCUCGUGAGACCUGAACCCAGGGCCCGCAGGCCACUCAGCCUUACCAUCGUCCUCAUCUGAGAUUGUCGUGCUAUAUUCAUUGUCUGGGCAUCUGGCCCCCACGGUCCCCGGCGGGUGUUGGGGGUUCCGGGUCUUGGUUUUCAGUGAAGUCCUGGUUUCUACUCCUUGCAUGCCACUGUGCAAGGCCACUCGUCACUGUUCCCAUAGAAGCCUCUGGACACGGAGCUUAAUGGGGUUGAAAAUGUUAAGUGUAAAUACUGGUUUGGUUUCAUUUUUAGCAUUUUACUUGGUAACUGGUUGUGUUUUCUUUUUGGGGGUGGGAGGGUUGGUUUGUAAAAACUCUCUACUCUUUUGGAAUGUAAUUUCUAAGUUUGUUUGUUUCCUCAAAAUGCCUUUUUUAUGUCUUGGUAACAUUCCCAAAGCAGAAAACUGCCUGACCCACAAGUGGGGGCUCCCCUGGAGGAUUGGGGGGAAGGAAUGCUGCCCUUCUUCCCUUUCUUCCCCUUCCUGCUCCCUUCUAUCUUUCACUCCUAGCCCCUCCUCCUCUUCCUCUUCCUCCUCCUCCUCCCUGAGCUUUCUUCUUCCUUUGCCCCAUUUCCUCUCUUUUCAACCAAAGUCCCAAGGAACCCUGGGGUCCUAAUCCCCUAAAGGCAGGUAGGGUGCAUGGGUUGACACCAGUUGGUUGGGGGAGGUGGUGGACCAGUUCCAUGAUUGACCUCAAACUGGGUGACUUCACAUUUCCUCUGUCUGACCUUUUCCCAGAGCUAAAUUAGACCCUCCCGGAGGCAGCGGUGACUGUAUGUGAAAUGAAAAUAAAUCAAACCACUUUGGUGCAUCGGCUCUGAGGCCUGGAUCACACACAAGUCAUCGUAAUUCAGUUCCCUGUCCCACCAGCCCUUUCUGCCAGUCCUUCUUCACCCAAAGCUGACCUCCAAGAGGUCUUGCUGUCUAUGAACACAAGAUGAGCCCCAUCACUUGGCCCCCACAGGAAUCCUCUUCUACCUUCUGGCCUCCCGGUGACAAAGCUGAGGGCCCCGAGACUUGAUCCUCUUAUACUCUGAUGCCAGUAUGACCCCAUCGUACCUGCUCUCAGGCACCUUUCAUAGACUUAUCAUCCAACAUCUUCUGUUGCCCAGGUAACCUCAAAGCUCUUCCUCUUCCUGCCCAUCCAGGAAGUCUCCCUGCUCCAGCCUUAUCAGCCGCCAAGCUCCCACUACCUCUUCAUUAAUAAGAAUGACAAUCCCCUGUACAUCCCACCAAGAGCACUUUACUAUCUAGAGAUCACUUUCCACCUUGCCAUCUCCUUUAGGUCUCUCGAGGACAACUCUCCGGAGGCACCCUUGACAGGACAGAAACAGGUACAGGCCUCACCCCAGAGCACCCACCUGAGAAGUCAGCAAGUUCAGAUGAGAACUUGGGUCUAAUGGUUGGGUCACCCAGCCCUGCUUUGUCCUGCUUACUCUGCAAACCCACUGUCUCACUGGGAGCACUGGCAAGGUGAAACAAAACAAGUUCACUUGAUCACUAGACCUGUGUGUUCCAGAGGGUGUUCUGGGGAUUCUCUUGCAUUAGAAUCUUCUGAGGGUGUGUGCAAAAUGCAAAUUCCUGAACCCCACCCCACUCUUCUGUGCCAAGAAUCUGCAUGUUCAGCCAGUUCCCUUGGGGAUCCCAAGCACCACUGGCCACAACAUUUGUAUUCACAGCUUGACCAUUAGGCCAUCAUUCUUUCAUUCUUUCCAUCAAUAAUCACAAUGUUAUUUUAUUAUUUUAUUUUAUUUUAUUUUAUUUUAUUUUAUUUUAUUUUGCAGUAAUGGGGAUUGAGCCCAGAGAUCCUCCACCACCUAACUACGUCCCCAGCUCUUUGUAUUUAUUUAUUUAUUUUUUAAUUUUAAGGCAGCAU
Messenger RNA from Sciurus carolinensis (gray squirrel), 9527 nucleotides. It is a transcript of the gene Mtcl2, whose product is annotated as suppressor of glucose, autophagy associated 1. Bases 377 to 5347 code for a protein of 1656 amino acids. Gene Ontology annotation, biological process: regulation of autophagy; insulin receptor signaling pathway. NCBI's taxonomy places the organism in Eukaryota, Metazoa, Chordata, Mammalia, Rodentia, Sciuridae. The transcript is spliced from 15 exons. The record is from RefSeq and is a predicted model, not a curated record.